AUGCGAAUAUUCCAGGAUUCAAUCGUUGAAACACGCUUCAGUUUGGAAUUGGUUGUUGAUGCAUUUUCUGAGCGAGCGCCCCAUCCAUCAUGCUCGGCUGUCACUCCAUCAGCUACCGAAGCCAGCAACGCUACUCAAAGUGAGUUUAAGUGGAUCCACGAGAAAGCAUCCCCACCCGCGUUCAACACCCUUCUACGCGUACAGACAGAUGGGGCGAUCACCGUCGGUCGCGUCGAGGAACUGCACUCCGUCUGCGCCGAUCCCGACUACUACGGGUUUUUCCUGUGAAAACCCGUCGAAGUACGCCCGGCCGAAGCUGGGAUUCUCGCGCAUGAGGCCCAUGAAUAGGGCUCUUGCUUCCUUCAUGGCGAAGAAAACAUCAAGAGCAGCGAACUGGCGAUUGGAAUGCAGGCUCAUCAUGUAGUACGCCAGGAUCUUGUUGGCAAGGUCCUUCGUCCCCCUGAACUCAUCCCCUUCGGGCUGGGCUAGAAUCUACCGUAUGGGUGUCGAAGAAUACAAGAUGUGGCGCGAGGUGGAGAACGGCGACCUCGAAACAUCGAUGUGGAGUGAAAGGAAGCGUUAUUUCAACUCGAUCCACCAUAUAGAGAUCAUGUGUGCAAAGGCACGAUGUGCCUUUGUUUUCGAGGAAAGCUCUGAACCUCGGUUCCCUAUCACCUUUUUUGCCUGCUCACGAACCUGCGGCGGGACGAGAGUUGUAAGCUCUUUCUCGAGAGAGCCAGCUGUGCAGUUUUUCUUGUCGUAGUCGCCUCUGCUCGCUUGUAACUACCGUUUGAUACGACGGAGAGAAGGGGGCAUAUCAUGAAGUGUGUACGCAGAUUUUCUGAGAGCUGAUGGGAAAAGGACGAUCAACGUGAGGGCAUUCAAGGUGACGGCAGAUGAUAGACAACACGGCACGAAGUCGUUUUCAGAAGCGACGCGUGGCCUGGAUUUUACGCUUGUUUCGUCUGUUUGUCGCCACUGCCGCGCGUCCCCAUCGUGGUAUUACUACGUCAUGACAUAGGCUAGUAGACCUUGCCACGUGAACCCUCAAAACGUCAUGAACCAAUGGUCAUCCAUCCUCUUCUUCCCCUCACUGACAUCUACGAUGGGAGGAAGGAAGGGAAACAUGCAGCAAUGAAAGGCGCGUUUAACGCCCCGGUGUUGACCCCUGUCUAAUUCACAUAGGAGCGCACGCCAGAGCACUACACGUGCAGAGUGUUUUUGGGUCCUAGUCAACGUUGACACGAAAACAUGCGAGACUCUGACAAUGGUGGAUUCAUCUGCCCUCAAGGGAAACUGGCUAUCCAGGAAACCAACCGAAGGCUUCUUUGGGGUACCCU
Molecule: messenger RNA, 1340 nt
Organism: Ectocarpus sp. CCAP 1310/34
Lineage: Eukaryota; Phaeophyceae; Ectocarpales; Ectocarpaceae
Source: the annotation of a GenBank genome assembly